Molecule: messenger RNA, 1804 nt
Organism: Eleginops maclovinus (Patagonian blennie)
Lineage: Eukaryota; Metazoa; Chordata; Actinopteri; Perciformes; Eleginopidae
Product: butyrophilin subfamily 2 member A2-like
Exons: 6
Coding region: 89-991 (300 amino acids)
Biological process (GO): T cell receptor signaling pathway; regulation of cytokine production
Cellular component (GO): external side of plasma membrane
Molecular function (GO): signaling receptor binding
Source: RefSeq, a predicted model, not a curated record
ACGUAAGGUGCGUCCUUUAACACUGAAGGAUUUUAGCCGGUGAGUCUCCGUGAGGCUCCGUGGUUCCCCGUAGGCUUUGUGGCACGAGAUGACAAUGAUGCCGCAUCAGAUCCCGGAGUUCAUGUCUGUAUUCAUCCCUCUCAUCCUGACUUUGUCCUUGAUUGCACAUGGACAAGACGCUGUCGCCAGAGUGGUGGUUAAAGAGGGGAGAGAUGCUGUGUUACCCUGCUCCCCCAGCACCAGAGUGAACCUCCAAGAUAAACUGUUUGACUGGAAGAAGGUCGGUCAGGGAGGAGAGACUCUGCACGAGGUGUUCAUGUAUGAUUCUGCUGUUUAUUAUGCAAGUUAUGCAGGUCAGAGUGAUCAGUUUAAAGGACGAGUCUCACACUUUCAAACUGAACUGAAACAUGGGAACGCCUCCAUCAUCAUCAGGAAGACGAAGGUGAUCGACAGUGGAAACUACACCUGUGUGUUUCCACGUCUGCAGCCUCGUCAAGAAUUCUGCAUUCAGCUCCUUGUUGGCUGUGAUUCACCGUGCUUGAAAUUGGAGAACAAACACGGGGAAACUGCCGGGGCCGCUCCAGAGCCCUGCGCCUCGAUAGUUGACGUCACAAAGGACGGCGUGCUGCUGAAAUGUGACGUUCGAGGUGCUUUCCCGGAGCCUAGAGUAGAGUGGCAUGACGGUGAUGGGAACAUCCUUCCUACUGAGGAUUCACAGGUAUCAAAGAGAGGAGGCCGCUAUACCGUUACCAUCCGAACCACUGUGAGCAAGACUCCAACCAACCGCUUCCACUGCGUCGCCACUCAGCAGCUGAUCGGCCACCGGAUCCAAGCUGACAUCACCGUGUCAGAGAAACUGUUUGAGAAAACAUUCAGCAAAGCGGAAGUCACGGGAUGGUUCUUUGGUGGAUUCAUUUUGGCUGCUGCAGUUGUUGCUCUGCUUGUACUUAUAAAGUUCAUCAGAAAGCGCAGUUCUGCAGCUGACCUAUGAAGGUGUGUGGGUGUGUGUGUGCGCGCACGGACUUCUUCUCACUGUGUUCCCUCCAGGGAACUCCACUCUAUUGGCUGGCGCUCAAACACUGUGAUCUGUUAGUAGUUGACCAAUCACAACAGAGCCGGUCACCAAUCAGAGCAGACUGGUCUGGAUAUCCCCGCUGAUGCCUGCCUUGAGUUGCCUUUAUGUGUUGGGUGUACAAAUAUGUAUUUUUAUUUGAAACUGUAUUUCCUGCAGCUUUAUCCAGGAAUCCCUGCAUGGAGUGAUCCAAAAGAAGGAAAAGUACAAACCAAAGGAUCAGUGUGUGCCUCUGGUCAGCAGGUGUCAGUGUUGUUACAGUAAAAAGCACUCCAGAGUGAGCCAGGCUACAGAGCAUCCUGUUUGGGCUUUAACUUUAUCUUUAGCUAUCUCCCUGGAGCUGUUUAGUUCAACAAUGAAUCACCCUACUGACGAUUGCAAUUAGAUCUACAUGUGAAGGAACAGUAUUGCUACAACUUUGCACACUUGUGUAAUGUAUGUUAUGUUAUGUUAUGUUAUGUUAUGUUAUGUUAUGUUAUGUUAUGUUAUGUUAUGUUAUGUUAUGUUAUGUUAUGUUAUAUGUACAAUGCUAUUUAAAAUCUGAAUGUAUUAAGUAAGAGGUAAUAAUAUAUAUAAUUCACCAAUGACAAUAUUACAAAGUAUGUUGUUUUAUUUUUGCAAAUGAAAGGAUCAACAUGCAUCAACAUGUGGAAAUGUUUUCCAUCAGGUGGAUCUAUGGGUUUGUAGGAACCCUGAAAGAAAAUGAAUUGUAAAUAAAACACAUUUCUUAAA